AUGGCGAAUAUUAAAGAUGCCAAGUAUGACUUGGGGUUAGACAUGACUGUAGAGGAUCAGAAAAAAAUAGGAAAGUUCACUAACCUACAUUUUAAACAAUCGGUUUACGAACAAAAGAUAAAAUUAAUGAACGAAAGUAUUUCUAAUAUUGACGCAUCGAUAGACGAAGUUUCUUUGGUGUUCUCUCCGCAAGACGCCAUGUUGGGCAUAGGCGACUGCUUCUUCAGCGUCGACACGGAGUACAUGGAAAAAAAUCUAGAGCAGGUAAAAGCCGAGGAGAAGAAAAAUUUGAAGAAGUUGGAAUCCGAAUAUAAAAAUAUUCUAAAUGAGAAGCAACAAUUGAAAACGGAGUUGUAUGCAAAAUUUGGAAACAGGAUUGACCUAAACUAA
This is a messenger RNA of Plasmodium knowlesi strain H, 390 nucleotides long. Its product is annotated as prefoldin subunit 4, putative. The record is from RefSeq and is a predicted model, not a curated record. The transcript has 2 exons. Gene Ontology annotation, cellular component: prefoldin complex; cytoplasm. NCBI's taxonomy places the organism in Eukaryota, Apicomplexa, Aconoidasida, Haemosporida, Plasmodiidae. Gene Ontology annotation, biological process: protein folding. Bases 1 to 390 code for a protein of 129 amino acids.